Molecule: messenger RNA, 459 nt
Organism: Stomoxys calcitrans (stable fly)
Lineage: Eukaryota; Metazoa; Arthropoda; Insecta; Diptera; Muscidae
Exons: 3
Coding region: 121-459 (112 amino acids)
Source: RefSeq, a predicted model, not a curated record
GUAUUUCCUGCCACAAAUCUCAAUCACACCUGCCCCUUGAACUUACAUGCUCAACUUCUUCACAAAGGAAAUGGCUUUAGACCUCUACUAUACAAUGACACCUUAGAUUUUUGUCAGUUUAUGAAAAACCCCAAGCACUGGAUGUUUUGGAAACUCAUUUUUGAUGCAUUUUCGCCUUAUACUAAUAUGAAUCAUACCUGCCCAGUGAAUCAUGAUGUGAUUGUCAAGGAUUUAAGUUUGACCACGGAUAUGAUGCAACUCCUACCAUUUCCACCCAAUACCUAUCAAUUGCGUUUUCGAUUUUUUAAUGCCAUAUCGAGGCUUUCAAACGAGUGUUCAAUUAACAGUUUACAACUGAAUAUGCUACGCGUACUUCAAAGAGUCUAUUUGUAUGCGACCUAUUUUGAAAUAUUCAAAUAUUUAUUUCAAUUCACGAUCUUGAGCUUGGAUAAAAAAUAA